UUGGCGUGGCCCGGCCUAAACAUGGCGGAGCUCAGCAGAUUUGCGGAAAUCAUAUUGUUUGCCGUGUUUUUUUGUCCUCAAGUGUUAGCUCAGACGACCUUGGGCCCUCAGGCAGUCGAUUACAGCAAUGCCGGCAUCAUCACGGCAUGUGUCGUCGGAGGUCUGCUCAUGCUGGUCGUGUCCAUCGCGUUAUUGGCACGGCUGUGCAAGCCGUGCGUUUCUAAAGAAAAGAAGCAAACGUACGAUGUGAGAGGAGACCAGUGGGACCAGGACGUCGGGGCGCCCCCCGAGCCGGGGUACCACGUCAACCGCGGGUACGAGCCGAACAGCAUCCCGACCAACGGCAACAUCCCGAUCCCACAAGCCGACUACGACAGGUCCAUCCCACGUGCGCACGUGCAGGCACCUAAUUACCAUACCACCAUCCCUCGCCAGGACACAUACAACGGUUACAUCCCUGAGGCUAGCCAUGCCCCUAUGGGAGCCCAGCCCAUGAUCGACAUCCCCGCCAUUGAGACAGAAGACCCGCGGGCCCGCUACGCCCCCGACCCGAUGGACCUGUACCGCUACGACCAGCCGCACCUCGGGCCGGACGUCAACGAGUCCGACGGCUGGGUGACUUACCAGUUCAACAAAGGACGUUAGAGAAAGGGCACGUUACUAACAAGCCCGGUACAUACUUAGCCUGGGUGUCAUCCUCCGUAGCUCCCUGUAAUAUUGUUGGCUAUCCGUGGUAGCCAGCGAUAUUAGCCGGCGGAAACUACGGAUGAUGACACCCAGGCUAGUACAUACUUGCCGUCUGCCAUAAAAUCAAAGAGAAAGGUUAUAGUGUUUUUAUCUAAUCAUUACACUGUUACAGUACUAGAUUUGUCUGAAAAGUUUUAGUUGUAAGCUAAUGUCUUGCCCCAAGGGCGUAUUCAAAAGGGUGUAUUCUAGGUCGAUUGAGUUUUAUUUGAUACUUUCUUUAAAUAUGUAUUUAAUCAGAUGAGUUUAAACAGUUAUCAUAAUAAAGUAUAGAAAAUCGUUUAAAAUCAAUGCUCCUUAUCAAAAUAAAACAGUUGUGUCCAAAUAGCAAUAUUAUUGACAUAACUUUUAUCUUUGUAUGCUAUCAUAUGUUACAAUGACGAGUGUUCUACCAUGACAAUUGAUAUUUUCCACUUUAAUGUAUGAACUUUGUGUUAGCGUCUUUGCACUUUGCACCAAUGUAUACAAACCUGUCAUGUAAAAAGUGUAAAAGCAAUAAAUUAGUUUUAGCGACUAACUCUCUUCUGAAGUAUCUUCAGUGCUCAUACGUCUUGUAUUUGUAAGAUGUAGAUAUACGAUGAAAUCCAAGUAUUAGUAUUCUGUGACUACAC
This is a messenger RNA of Branchiostoma belcheri (Belcher's lancelet), 1355 nucleotides long. RefSeq lists its product as uncharacterized. Lineage: Eukaryota; Metazoa; Chordata; Leptocardii; Amphioxiformes; Branchiostomatidae. The transcript has 5 exons. Bases 22 to 645 code for a protein of 207 amino acids. The record is from RefSeq and is a predicted model, not a curated record.